Molecule: messenger RNA, 1884 nt
Organism: Trematosphaeria pertusa
Lineage: Eukaryota; Fungi; Ascomycota; Dothideomycetes; Pleosporales; Trematosphaeriaceae
Product: tryptophan synthase beta subunit-like PLP-dependent enzyme
Exons: 3
Coding region: 90-1733 (547 amino acids)
Biological process (GO): L-threonine biosynthetic process
Molecular function (GO): pyridoxal phosphate binding; threonine synthase activity
Source: RefSeq, a predicted model, not a curated record
UACAAACCACUACUUUGCACCACUUAUUGACAUUGAACAACAUUGAAUUACUCAUUGAUUCGAAGCUUUCGUCUCCUCAAUCGCUCCCAAUGGCAUCGCAUACCGCGUCCCAACGCUAUCUCAGCACUCGAGGCGGCUCGUAUGAUUUCUCUUUCGAAGAAGUCGUGCUCAAGGGCCUAGCCUCCGAUGGCGGUCUGUUCAUCCCAGAAGACAUCCCCACACUCCCCAGUGAUUGGGCCUCGAGAUGGCGGAAUCUCUCCUUCGAAGACCUCGCAUAUGAGAUAUUCUCUCUAUACAUUUCGUCCGCCGAGAUACCGUCCGCCGAUUUGAAGGACAUCAUCCGCCGCAGCUACGCCACGUUUCGAACGAAGGACGUCACCCCGACCGUGACCCUCGACAAGGAUAAGAACAUACACCUGUUGGAGCUUUUCCAUGGCCCGACAUUUGCGUUCAAGGAUGUGGCUCUGCAAUUCCUUGGGAAUCUCUUCGAGUACUUCCUCGUGCGGAGGAAUCAGGGCAAGAUCGGGCGCGCCAGGGAACAUCUGACCGUCAUCGGCGCGACGAGCGGGGACACGGGUUCUGCAGCCAUCUAUGGCUUGCGUGGGAAGAAGGACGUCUCGGUCUUCAUCAUGCACCCUCAUGGAAAGGUUAGCGCCAUCCAGGAAGCACAGAUGACUACGGUCAUGGACGCAAACGUGCACAACCUGGCUGUUGAUGGCACAUUCGAUGACUGCCAGGACUUCGUGAAAGCUCUGUUCGCCGACCCUGAGAUCAACAAGACACACCGCCUCGCUGCCGUAAACUCCAUCAACUGGGCUCGUAUCCUCGCGCAAAUCACCUACUAUUUCUAUUCAUACUUCAACCUCAUCCGACAACCGUCCUUCCUUCCCGCCUCCACAGUCCGAUUUGUCGUGCCGACAGGUAACUUCGGCGAUAUCCUCGCUGGCUACUUCGCGAAGCGCAUGGGGCUGCCGGCCGAGAAGCUUGUCAUUGCUACGAACGAGAACGAUAUCCUUCACCGAUUCUGGCAAUCAGGCAAGUACGAGAAGAAGCCUGUCCACGGCAAAGAGGCGGAAGGUGGCAUACCUGAGGACGGAGUCAAGGCACACGAGAGCGGGGUGAAGGAGACGCUGAGCCCAGCGAUGGACAUCCUCGUCUCGUCAAAUUUCGAGCGGCUGCUCUGGUAUCUUGCUUAUGAGGUCUAUAGCACGUCUUCGGAUGCUAUCUCCCAGCGCCGCGCCCAGGCUGGAGAUCAUGUGCGGUCAUGGCUGAACGAUCUCAAGUCGGAGGGUGGCUUCAGCGUUGACCCGAAAAUACUUGAAGCAGCGCAGCAGGACUUCACCUCAUAUCGUGUUAGCGACGACGAGACCGUCGAUACCAUCAAGAGCAUUUUCUCCUCCCCUUCAUCACAGAGCUACGUUCUUGAUCCGCACUCCGCUAUUGGCAUCUCAGCGGCGCUCCGCUCCGCGGAAGUGUCUAAGCCGCCUUCAACACAUCACAUCUCUCUGGCAACUGCACAUCCGGCAAAGUUCAGCAAUGCCGUCGAACGGGCGUUGCCAGAUGAGAAGGCUUAUUUUGAAGAGAAGGUGCUACCCGCUGAGUUCAAGGGUCUCGAGGACAAGCCGCGGAGAGUGAGUCUGGUCAAGAAGACAGAUGGCUGGCAGGGUGUGAGAAAGGUAGUUAUCGCCGAGGUGGAGGCAGAGCUACAGGCUGCUGAAAGGGCGAGCAAAUAAACGCUUGUGCAGGGGCAGAGCAGGUUUAGGCGUCUCAUCGGUAGACUGGUAGAGGUCAAAAGCGUUACGUUUGUAUAGAUUCCAUUUUGUUGCCAAAACACGGUCGUCUUCUUCAAAGUCGUUCGAUAUUUCAGUCUCAAUAUUUGUACGU